Anas platyrhynchos (mallard) is the source of this 1075-nucleotide messenger RNA. RefSeq names its product leucine rich adaptor protein 1 like (gene LURAP1L). Gene Ontology annotation, biological process: positive regulation of canonical NF-kappaB signal transduction. NCBI's taxonomy places the organism in Eukaryota, Metazoa, Chordata, Aves, Anseriformes, Anatidae. The record is from RefSeq and is a predicted model, not a curated record.
CCUGCAGCGGCCGGGCGGCCGCGGGUAGCGCCGGUGCCGCCCCGCCCGGCGCCGCGGGCCCCUGUGAGGCUGGCAGCCAUGGAGCCCAGCGGCCCCCCCGACCUCCGCGACGUGGAGCAGAAGCUGGGCCGCAAAGUGCCCGAGAGCCUGGCGCGGCCGCUGCGCGGGGAGGAGCACCCGGGCCGCGCCACCGCCGCCACCGCCGCCGCCACCACCGAGCCCGCCCGCGGCCCCGCUGCGGCCCCCGGCCCCCGCCGCCGCCGCGCCGCCGCCCUCGCACGGCUGGAGACGAAACUUCACCUCCUGCGGCAGGAGAUGGUUAAUCUCCGAGCCACUGAUGUCAAGCUUAUGCGCCAGCUACUUAUCAUCAAUGAAAGUAUUGAAUCAAUCAAAUGGAUGAUUGAAGAGAAGUCCAUUGCUAGCAGAGGUAGCAGUCUGAGUGGCAGCCUGUGCAGCUUAUUGGAAAGUCAGGACACAUCUCUCCAUGGCAGCUGUAACAGUUUACAAGACUGUAGCGAUGGACUGGAUGGAAUAUCAGUGGGGAGUUAUUUGGACACUUUAGUUGAUGAUGUCCCUGGUCGCCAAACCCCUUCAGAUAUGGACCAGUUCAGUGAUUCUUCUAUUAUGGAGGACUCACAGCCUCUGCAUAAACAUCCCAAAAUUGAUUCUGAUGAGUACUACUGUUUUGGUUAAUAAAAGAAAGUUCCAAUGGGACAUAUAUGCACUUGUAUUUAUCCUUUUUCUUUGCUGCUGUUUUAUUUCAUGUGCAAAACCCCAAAUUUCUGUUGGAAGUAAAUCAUACUAUGAUAUUUUGAUUCCACUUCAGAACUUUUCUAUUGCUUCUAACACAUUUCCUUCUUGGUGGGUUAUCUGCUUCUGUCUUGCUCAACUUUUCUUUCUCUUAAUUUAUUAUUGCUUUUUUUUUUUUUUUUUUUUUUUUAGUGCUGUAUUUACAGAUCUUUCAAAGUGGUGAAGGAAAAGCUUUAUCUUUAAAAUGAGACAUCAGGGAAUGAGAGCAUCAAUUUUGUACUUGUUGGCAAUAAAGUAUCUUCUGAUAAAUUUAUGUUGUGAUAAA